Messenger RNA from Paramuricea clavata, 1294 nucleotides. The record is from the annotation of a GenBank genome assembly. NCBI's taxonomy places the organism in Eukaryota, Metazoa, Cnidaria, Anthozoa, Malacalcyonacea, Plexauridae.
AUGACAAACAAUGAACAUAAAUCAGAAUUAGUCUCCCUAUUGACAGACCUAAUGACAGAAAUAGAUCUGAAGCCAUUACAUCCGAAAAAGAAGAUUCUCCUCUACAGUCGCUGCCGUUCUUUCAAAACUCUCACGGCAUUUCACUAUAACAUCAAUUCAACGUGGAUUUCUGAAAACCUGGACUCAGUUUUCAAACAAUACAUUCGUAAAUGGCUUGAGGUACCUAUUUCUGGAUCACUUAGUAACAUUUACCUAACCAGUAACAAAUUUGGUCUGAACAUUAUCCCCCCAUCAACUAAAUUCAUGCAAUGUCAAACAACUAUCCGCAGUGCUCUGAAGUCAUCUCCUAAUGAAUCAAUAACCCACCUCUGGAAAUCGACCUGUAAUCAUACUAACACCCAAUAUGAUCAGUAUACAUCGACAAAAGAAGUAAUCAAGUCAUUCCGUGAAGUUCAUGAAGAUAAAUUGGAAAAUCGGUUAAAAUGUCAAGGUUCAUUCUUCUCCAGCAUCUCAAAAUUUUCACUACCCCAAGUAAAUUCGAUUUGGCCAACCUGUCAAUCCAAACUACCAAAAAACAUUUUCAACUUCACUAUUCGCUACAUAAACAAAUCGCUACCAACCCAUAAAAACCUUAAAAAAUGGGGACUCUCAUCCUCUGAGUGCUCGUUUUGCCUUAAACCUGAAUCUCUGUUACACGUUGUUGCUGGCUGUAGUUCCCAUCUUGAUCGAUUUACUUGGAGACACGACUCAAUCCUAAAUUUUAUUGCUAAUAACCUCCCAUCAGAACAUAUUCAGACCAUUUAUGCUGACUUACCAUCAUUCCCUAAUCCCUAUAUUAUUACUGGUGAUGACCAUCGUCCUGACCAACUAACCGUUGGAUAUGAGACAAACCUGAGGAAUAAUAUACAGCGCAAAUAUUCAAAAUAUAAAGAGAUGAUCGUAGGACAAAAGAAAAAAUUCCGGCCGGUAAAGUUCAUUAACCUCUCAAUCAGUGCACUCGGCAGGGGUGGAAAAAAUAGGCCAGCACGCGAGCGGUGCUCGCAGGAAAGUUUUCACCAGUCGCAGGAAAUUUUUACUCAGGCUACGUGUUGUAAGAUUUGUAAUUUGAAAUUUUGAAGAAAGACCCAUCACACUAGGAGCUUGAUUUGCCUUUAGAAAUUCGCUGGCAGAUAGCAAGUUUAACAGAUUUUUGGCUGAUAGCUUUAAUUUUUCAGCUACGCCUACGGAUUUAGUUAUUGUAUCUCUCGCCUCAACAACGUUUCAAAAGAUGUUUAAUGUUUAUGCGAAACUUUAA